Molecule: messenger RNA, 2442 nt
Organism: Perognathus longimembris pacificus (Pacific pocket mouse)
Lineage: Eukaryota; Metazoa; Chordata; Mammalia; Rodentia; Heteromyidae
Gene: Ccdc33
Product: coiled-coil domain containing 33
Cellular component (GO): peroxisome
Source: RefSeq, a predicted model, not a curated record
AUGGAGCCGGCGGGGCGACUGCGGGGCGAAGGCGUCAAUGCAUUGAUUGCCUUUGAAAUACCACCUCACUCGGUGUUCACUGACAAGAUGGGCACCGGGGAGCCUUGGACGGCCUUCCAGAGCUCUGGUCACCUGGCCCCCUCUAACAAGGAGACGGUGGCGGUCACUGUCCACGGAGCCGCUGGCCUCCCGCCCUGCAGAAACGGCUCGGAGCCGUGGCCCUUCGUGGCAGUGUGAAAAAACCACCCAGAGGAAGCAGAAAGCCAGAGCCCCCGCGCCAUGACCUCCGUGGCCCCGGAGCCCACCAGGGCCCCGACGUGGGGGGAGACGGUGGAGGUGGAGCUGGCCGCCGAGGAGGCAGGACACAAGGAUCUGGUCGUCAAGGUGGUGGACAACCAGAAGAAGGAGGAGCUGGUGUCCUACGAGAUCCCCCUCAAGUACCUGCGCAUCUUCCACCCCUACCACUUUGAGCUGGUGAAGCCCUCUCAGUCUGGGAAGAGCAACGGAGACGCUGACAGGACGCGCCUCUACGCCACCGUGGUGCGGAAGAGCAGCUUUCUUCCUCGCUACAUCGGCUCUGACCACACGGCCCUGGAGGUCUUUCUCCAGGGCGUCAAUGAGCCUCUCGCCAACAACCCUGGCCCGCUGGUGGCGGUCGCCCGCGUGGUGCCCAACUACAAUGAGUUCAAGACCAGCCAGGCGAGCCGCGACGGCACCUCCGCCCCACGGGGGUCCCCCGUCACCUCCCUCUCCUUCCCCAUCUCCUCCGUGAUGGCCUUCGACGUGCCUCGGGCCAGCCAGCACGGGUGCCCCCAGCUGUCCCGGCCCGGGGGGCCCCCGGCGCAGCCCGUGUGGAACCAGUCCUUCCUCUUCCCCGGCCGCGACGGGGCCACCAGCUUCUCGGAGGACGCGGCGCUGGUGCUCGAGUACCACAGCUCCGCCUCCCUGAAGGGCAGCGCGCCCACGGCCCUCGGCCCGACCCUGGGCGUCUCGGUGCUGCCGCUGAAGAGCCGCCUGUACCGCAAGAUGCUGACCGGGAGAGGCCCGAGCGGGCUGCACGUGGAGCGGCUCCCGGUCACCGACACCCACCUGAAAACCAUCUGCGGCGAAGCCCCCACCGUGGACUUAUCCUUCCAGCUGAUCUCCUCCGAGAGGCCAGAAACCUUCCUGACGCCGACCGUGGCCAAGCACCUGCCCAUCCUGGACCCGAAGAUCCUGGAUGAGAAGCUCGGCUCCAUCCGCGAGUCCUGGUCCAAGGCCGCGGCCAACGCCGCCUCGCGUCGCCCGUCCAGGGGGUCGGAGGAGGAGCCCCAGGUGCUGGAGCUGUCCCACGAGGCGGAGGUGAACAACUACCGGCGGGCCAUGCAGAAGAUGGCGGAGGACAUCCUGUCGCUGCGGCGGCAGGUCAGCGCGCUGGAGGGCGAGAACCGCACGCUGCGGGGCCACGUGGCGCCGCCCGGGGCGGAGGAGGAGGCGGAGGCGGAGGCCGGCCAGGAGGAGGCCCAGGCGCUGGCGUCCCUGAAGCAGAAGUUGCUCCUGAGCGAGCUGGACCUGAGGAAGCUGAGGGACAAGGUGCAGCACUUACAGAACGAGCUGAUCCGGAAGAAUGACCGCGAGAAGGAGCUGCUGCACCUGUACCAGGCCCAGCAGCCGCAGGCCGCGCUGCUCCGGCGCUACCAGGACAAGCUGCAGAAGAUGCGGGGCCUGGAGGACACCGUGCGGCACCAGGAGAAGGUGAUCGAGAGGAUGGAGCAGGUGCUGGAGGACCGGCUGCAGGAGAGGAGCAAGCCGCCGCCGCCCGGCUGGCCUCCAGGAAAGCCCAGUGCGGCCUUCCCCUCGCUCCCCGCCUACGGCCACCUGCCCGCCGCGGGCGAGAACCUGCCCGCCGACCUCUACUCCCUGCUGCUGGCUGAGAACUCCCGGCUGCGGGCAGAGCUGGACAAGAGCCGGCCCCAGGUGGCGCCCAUCAUCCUGCAGCAGCAGGCCCUACCGGACCUCCUGGGCAGCAGCUCUUCAGACAAGUUUAACCUGCUGGCCAAGCUGGAGCGGGCGCAGAACCGGAUCUCGGCCCUGGAGAACCUGCUGGAGGACUCGGCGCGCCGCUGGGCGGAGAAGCAGAGCCUCGCCACGCGGCUGCAGGAGCAGGCGCACGGCUUCCGGAGCCCUUCCAGCCUGGUCCUCGCGGACGCCUCUAAUGUUCUGCCUGUUGUCUGUGACCCCGUUGGCCCCAGGCUGGUGGCCCCGUGGUCUCCCUCGGGUUGGGGAUCCCCCGAGCCCCAGGACGUGGGGGUCCCGCCCGCCCUCACCUCGGGUCACUUUGCACCCCACAGGACGUCUUCGUCUCCCCCCACGGACCCCAAGCGGCCCCCAAAGCCGGAGCCCCAGCAGCCGGGCCGGCCCGACGGCUCCCAGAAGGCGGCGGCCGACGCCCCCCCCAGCUGA